UCUGUUUGUAACCUCCCGUGAAUAUCUUCAUUAAAUCUGUUCUUAUUGGAAUAAAAAGCAGGAUGAAGACUUUCAUAAUCAUUAUUUUAUUUCUCUUGUGUGGUGUGUUUGGCGAUGAUGUAAAGUCAGUGUCAGUGAUGGAGGGAGAUUCUGUUACUCUACGCACUGAUAUUACUGAAAUAAAGACAGGUGAUCUGGUCUGGUGGAGGUUUAAAAAAGGCGAUUCUAAAGAUCUUUUAGCUGAAAUUGGUAAAAACAAGAUCUGGUAUGGUGAGAGAUUUAAAGACAAACUGUUGACAGACGGUAAGACUGGAGAUCUCAACAUCACGAACAUGAAGAUCAAAUAUUCUGGACUCUAUGAAGCAGAGAUCAACAGUGGCACUGGAACAUCAUACAAGAGAUUUAAUGUUACUGUCAAUGAAUCGCCUCUUGUUAGUAAUGCUGAAAUGAGUGUUGUGAAGUCAGUGUCAGUGACUGAGGGUGAAUCUGUUACUCUACAAACUGAUGUUAAACUACAGACAGAUGAUCUGAUACUGUGGAGGUUUGGAGAUCAAAGCGUUCUCAUAGCUAAAGGUGAUAUGGAGGACAAUAAGACUUCAGUAUAUGAUGAUGAUGAUGGGAGUUUCGGAGACAGACUGAUGCUGAAUGAUCAAACUGGAGAUCUCAUCAUCACUAACAGCAAAUCUAAACACAGUGGAGUUUAUCAACUAAAGAUCAGCAGAAACAAACAAACCUUUUACAAGACAUUCAGUGUUAUUGUCAGGGGAGCUGGUUCAUCUUCAGGUGUUAUAGCAGGAUUAUGUGUUUUCUUCCUCCUGGUUAUUGCUGCUGUUAUUGCUGCUGGUUUGAUUUUGUAUCGUCACAAGAUCUCUAAACUCAAACUAUUGGUUCCUGUAGAUGAACAGAAAAGUUUGGUGCCACGCAGUGAAAUGGAAGCAGAAAUGAGAGAUGAUGAGUUAAAGGAAGUAACAUACAAAGGUCAUGGAAACAGUCAGAAGCCGCAGAACUCAUAUGAAAUGUUAAUAUCAGUGGAAGGAGAUCAGGCUGAUGUUGCUGUGAUCAAUGAAGUGAAGUCAGGAUCAGUGAAAGGAGUUCAGGCUGUAACAGACACAUUUCAGGAAAACACUCAGAAGCCACAGAACUCAGUCACAUACAAAAAUGAUAAAAACACUCAGAAGCAGCAGGACUCAGUGUGUGCUGCUGAUAUAAAUGAUGAGAUGAUCAGAACAGGAAAGUUGGCGGAAUCUGUGACUUUAGACACUUGUGUUACUGAAAUCCAGAGAGAUGAUGAGAUACUGUGGAUGUUUGAAGAUAUGACUAUAGCUCAAUACACUGGAGGCAAAGAUAAACCUACAUUAAAUAAAACUGAUGAGAGAUUUAAAGACAGACUGGAGAUGAACCAUCAGACCGGAGUUCUCACCAUCAAAAGAACUAUACCUGAAGUCACUGGAGUUUAUAAAGUACAGAUCAAGAACAGCAGGGGGAACAAAGAGAGAAAAUUCGGUGUUGCUUUGUAUGUGCAACAUUUGAAGGGAAAAUUUGUUACUUUAUGCACUAAAGUUAAAAUAAAUGAAGGUGAUAAAGUGAAGUGGACCUCAAAAGAUAAAAGCACUCUUGUAACUGGAAUGAAUGGAGACAACAGCAAGACUUCAUAUACAGAUGAUGAGAGAUUCAGAGACAGACUGAAGAUGAACGCUCAGACUGGAGAUCUCCUCAUCAGAGAUAUCAGAAAGACAGAUGAAGGAGUUUAUACACUAAAACUGACCAAAGCUGAUGGAAAAAUCACAUACAGAAUAUUUAAUGUUGAAGUCACUGGAUUUUGUGUCAAGGGGUCUCAGAAUUAUACAUCCCAGCCUGAAAGAGCCAAAGCUCAACAAAACCUUCAGAAGCCGCAGAACUCAGAUGGACAGAAAGGUUUUGUGCAAAGCAGAGUAAAGGAAGCAGAAAGGAGAAAUGAUGAGAUUAAGGAAGUAACAUACAAAGGUCAUGGAAACCCUCAGAAGCCGCAGAACUCAGAUGAAGUGAAGUCAGUAUCAGUGAAAGGAGAUCAGGCUGUCUGUGCUGCUGAUAUAAAUGAAGAGAUGAUCAGAACAGGAAACUUGGGGGAAUCUGUGACUUUAGACACUUGUGUUACUGAAAUCCGGAGAGAUUAUGAGAUACUGUGGACAUUUGGAGACAUGCGUAUAGCUCAAUACACUGGAGACACUAAUAAAUAUACAUUAUACACUGAUAAGAGAUUUAAAGACAAACUGGAGAUGAACCAUCAGACUGGAGAUCUCACCAUCAGAAACAUCAGACCUGAAAACACUGGAGUUUAUAAAGUUCAGAUCAAGAACAGCAGCGGCACCAAAGAGAGAAAAUUUAGUGUUGCUUUCUCUGGCAACUCAGGUGAACCCGGCGACUCAGGCGACUCAGGUGAACCCGGCGACUCAGGCGACUCAGGUGAACCCGGCGACUCAGGCAACUCAGGUGAACCCAGCGACUCAGGUGAACCCGGCGACUCAGGUGAACCCGGCGACUCAGGCAACUCAGGUGAACCCGGCGACUCAGGCAACUCAGGUGAACCCGGCGACUCAGGCAACUCAGGUGAACCCGGCGACUCAGGCAACUCAGGUGAACCCGGCGACUCAGGCAACUCAGGGGAACCCGGCGACUCAGGCAACUCAGGUGAACCCGGCGACUCAGGCAACUCAGGUGAACCCGGCGAAUCAGGUGAACCCGGCGACUCAGGCAACUCAGGUGAACCCGGCGACUCAGGCGAACCCGGCGACUCAGGCAACUCAGGUGAACCCGGCGACUCAGGCAACUCAGGUGAACCCGGAGACCCAGGCAACUCAGGUGAACCCGGCGAAUCAGGUGAACCCGGCGAAUCAGGCGGUUCAGGCAAGCCCGAGGAUUCCGGUGAUUCAGUGUGUGCUGCUGAUAUAAAUGAAGAGAUGAUCAGAACAGGAAACUUGGGGGGAUCUGUGACUUUAGACACUUGUGUUGCUGAAAUCCAGGGAGAUGAUGAGAUACUGUGGAUGUUUGAAGAUAAGACUAUAGCUGAAUAUACUGGAGGCAAAGAUAAACCUACAUUAAAUAAAACUGAUGAGAGAUUUAAAUACAAACUGGAGAUGAACCAUCAGACCGGAGAUCUCACCAUCAAAAACUUCACAUCUGAUCUCACUGGAGUUUAUAAAGUACAGAUCAAGAACAGCAACGGCAACAAAGAGAGAAAAUUCGGUGUUGCUUUGUAUGUGCAACCUAUGAAGGGAAAAUGUGUUACUAUAUGCAGUCAAUUUAAAAUAAAUGAAGGUGAUGAGGUGAAGUGGACCUCAAAAGAUAAAAGCACUCUUGUAACUGGAAUGAAUGGAGACGACAGCAAGACUUCAUAUACAGAUGAUGAGAGAUUCAAAGGCAGACUCUUUAUGAUCGCUCAGACUGGAGGUCUCACCAUCAGAGAUAUCAGACAGACAGAUGAAGGAGUUUAUACACUAAAGCUGACCAACACUGAUGGAAAAAUCACAUACAGAAUAUUUAAUGUUGAUGUCACUGGUCUUGGAAACAUUCAGAAGCAGCAAAACUCAGAUUCAGCAGAUGUCAGUGAAGAAUCAGUGACGGUUAAGACACCUUUCUGUUAAAACCCUCUGAGUGCUGUUAAAAGCAGGAUAGGCAGGAAUU
Messenger RNA from Paramisgurnus dabryanus, 3660 nucleotides. RefSeq lists its product as uncharacterized. The record is from RefSeq and is a predicted model, not a curated record. Lineage: Eukaryota; Metazoa; Chordata; Actinopteri; Cypriniformes; Cobitidae.